CCAAAACCCUGCUAAUAAUCUCAAUCGCAGUCUUCGUCACUCUCCGCCCACGUUCCCAACAGCAUGGCAGCCGCGGCUAGGCCUCUCGUCACCGUGCAAGCCCUUGAGGGCGAUAUGGCCACCGACGCACCCCCAACAGUUGCACUUCCUGAUGUCAUGAAGGCAUCGAUUCGACCCGACAUUGUCACCUUCGUUCACUCCAAUAUUUCCAAGAAUAGCCGGCAACCUUACGCAGUCAGCAAGCGUGCUGGCCACCAGACCUCCGCCGAGUCUUGGGGUACCGGCCGCGCUGUCUCUCGUAUCCCUCGUGUCCCCGGCGGUGGUACCCACCGCGCCGGCCAGGGUGCUUUUGGCAACAUGUGUCGUGGUGGACGCAUGUUCGCUCCUACCAAGACUUGGCGGCGCUGGCACCGUAGGGUUAAUGUGACUCAGAAGCGUCACGCCGUCGUUUCGGCUAUUGCUGCUUCGGCGGUUCCGUCCCUUGUUAUGGCUCGAGGUCACCGGAUUGAGUCCGUGCCGGAGAUGCCUCUGGUCGUGAGUGAUUCGGCUGAGGGUGUUGAGAAAACAAAGGAAGCAAUCAAAGUGCUGAAGCAGGUUGGUGCUUUUCCUGAUGCUGAGAAGGCAAAGGAUAGCCACUCUAUACGACCGGGUAAGGGUAAGAUGAGAAAUCGCCGAUAUAUUUCUCGCAAAGGUCCUCUUAUUGUGUAUGGAACUGAAGGAGCUAAAGCGAUAAAGGCAUUUAGGAACAUACCUGGUGUUGAGGUUGCUAAUGUGGAGAGGUUGAAUCUACUGAAGCUUGCGCCUGGUGGUCAUCUUGGGAGGUUCAUCAUUUGGACCAAGUCGGCCUUUGAGAAGCUGGAUUCUAUCUAUGGAUCGUUUGAUAAGCUAUCGGAAAAGAAGAAGGGUUACCUGCUUCCGAGGUCCAAGAUGGUCAAUUCUGAUUUAGCAAGGAUUAUCAACUCUGAUGAGAUUCAAUCUGUCGUUAGGCCGAUCAAGAAGGAAGUCAAGAGGGCACCCAUGAAAAAGAACCCACUUAAGAACUUGAAUGCUAUGUUGAAGCUGAAUCCAUAUGCCAAGACGGCUAAGAGGAUGGCUCUUCUUGCUGAAGCUCAGCGAGUGAAAGCAAAGAAGGAGAAGCUCGAUAAGAAGAGAAAGUCUGUCCCUAAGGAGGAGGCUUCUGCUAUCAAGGCUGCAGGAAAGGCAUGGUACCACACCAUGAUCUCUGAUAGUAAUUACACCGAAUUUGAGAACUUCUCAAAAUGGUUGGGUGUUUCCCAGUAAAGUCUUGUACUAUUGGGCGUCACUUAGAUUGGGUUUUAUUUCUAUUUUGUUUUGGUCGUGCAACUUAUUUGUGCCUUAAGACUGUAAUGAUAGAUGGGGCUAAAAGUUUUCGAAUAAUAGAGGUGAUUUGUUUUC
Messenger RNA from Prosopis cineraria, 1416 nucleotides. RefSeq names its product 60S ribosomal protein L4. NCBI's taxonomy places the organism in Eukaryota, Viridiplantae, Streptophyta, Magnoliopsida, Fabales, Fabaceae. The record is from RefSeq and is a predicted model, not a curated record. The transcript is spliced from 2 exons. Gene Ontology annotation, molecular function: RNA binding; structural constituent of ribosome. Gene Ontology annotation, biological process: translation. Bases 64 to 1281 code for a protein of 405 amino acids. Gene Ontology annotation, cellular component: cytosolic large ribosomal subunit; ribosome.